Messenger RNA from Aspergillus nidulans FGSC A4, 1959 nucleotides. RefSeq names its product putative MFS multidrug transporter. The coding region runs from base 1 to 1959 and encodes 652 amino acids. Gene Ontology annotation, molecular function: transmembrane transporter activity. Lineage: Eukaryota; Fungi; Ascomycota; Eurotiomycetes; Eurotiales; Aspergillaceae. Gene Ontology annotation, biological process: basic amino acid transmembrane transport; transmembrane transport. The transcript has 4 exons. Gene Ontology annotation, cellular component: membrane. The record is from RefSeq and is a predicted model, not a curated record.
AUGGACUCUUCAGUUGGACAUUUCGCCAUUGAAAAUUUUCUGUUGGCCACCGGUAACGCUCGAGCGACCCUCUUGAGGCUCAUCAACCACAUUUCUUUCCCUAGUAUGACCGUCACUUCCUCUCCAGCUGGUCAGCCCGUUCACGGCAGUGCUACCGAGUCUACGCCCUUGCUGAGUGAUAACAGCUCCCGCCUCCAAUACUCCGGUAAGGCUAGCGAUUACCCCACAGCCGAGGCUUCUUCCUCCUCGUCUACAGAGUAUUCCGAUGAUGAGGAUCCUGCACUCGUUGGCCUGUCUAAAGUCAGCUCGAUCCCUCAAGCGCCUGAGAUAGACACUGGCCUUGAACGGGUUCUCUCCGCAACGGCCAGCAAGACCAUACAAGAUUCGGAAGCAGCAGGCGCUCAAAGCGAGGCUACUGGAUAUGCCGCCCGGUUCAUCAACGUCUCUCCUACGCGGUUCUGGCUUAUAUUCGGUGGUGUACAGCUGGGAUAUGUGAUCGGUUUUUUCGAUUCCACCUUGAUGGCGUCCAGUCACCCUGUCAUCACCUCACACUUCCAUGCGUCGAACUCGGCUUCCUGGCUUUCAACUGCAUUCUUAUUGACAUCGACGGCCUUUCUUCCACUUUUCGGGCGCGUCUCAGACACGUUCGGGCGAAAACCUGUGUAUUUAUUCGCUAUUGCCGUCUUUUUCCUUACCACAGCGUGGUGUGCAAUGGCGCAGAGCAUAGGGAGUUUUAUCGUAGCCCGUGCCUUUUGCGGACUCGGGGCCGGGGGUGUCUUUUCAAUGGGUAUGAUUCUGUCCAGUGAUCUAGUCCGCAUCGAGUACCGUGGCAUCUACCAAUCUUAUAUCAAUCUCUGCCUCGGAUUAGGUGGUUGUCUUGGUCUUGCGUUUGGCGGAUACCUGUGCGAUCAAGUGGGCUGGAGAGGUGCGUUCUUCGUACAGCUGCCCUUCAUCUUCGUUUAUUUCCUUGCUGCCGCAUGGACAACGCCUUCUGGUCUGGGAUUGAAGAACCAGACAGAGGAAAGAAUGACCUUCUUGCAGCUUCUCAGGAGCGUGGACCUUGUGGGCUCCGCGCUCUUGGUGCUUACCGUCACCGCAUUGAUCAUGGGUCUCAAUCUGGGUGGUAAUGUCUAUAGCUGGACUCAUCCUCUCGUGAUUUCAUCCUUGGUUAUCUCGGUCAUCCUGGCAAUAAUUUUCGUUCCAUAUGAAAAACGCGUCGAGCGAGCAGUAAUGCCUAUUACUUUCUUAACCAAAAACCCCCGCGCCGUUCUUAUUUUUGGAAACUUCUUUGGCUCUAUCGCCGUUAACACCAUGAUUUUCAACGCCCCAUUAUACUUCCAAGCCGUCAAACUUGCAAGCCCAACCGACUCCGGUCUCAGACUAGUUGCGUCUACACUGGCCGUAACUUGUUCUAGCGUCGCUACAGGCUUCUUGAUUACAUGGUCCAAACGCCUGAAACCAACUAUUAUGAUUGGUGACAUAUUUCUGCUCCUAGGAGGCUUGGCCGCAGCGAUGAUGGGCGCCAACACCCCUGACAUCGUGGCCAUGACCUGUGUUUCUCUCGCAAGUCUCGGUCAAGGAUUUGCUUUCCCUACGCUGAUGGUAUCUGUCCUCGCCACUAGUGAAACGGAUGAGCAGGCCGUGGCUACCACAACAUUAGGGCUCUUCCGGAAUCUAGGAUCUGUUAUGGGAGUCGCGACGAGCAGCUGGGUUUUUCAGAAUGCACUGGUUUACCAGCUAGAAGAGAAGGUCACGCAACCGGACAAGGACGCGGUCAUUCAGCUUGUUCGAAAAUCCGUCCACGCUAUCGCUGACCUUGAUCCACUUCACAAAAGCCAAGUGAUCAGUUCUUAUGCCGGAGCUCUCCGUCUGACUUUUGCCUCGGCGGCUGUAUUCGCGGGACUUAUGCUUGCACUGCACGUUCCAGUUCGACUUCCUCGCUUAGGGCGCAAGGCUUGA